GUGACAGAUCUUCCGGGUCGACGGAAAGUUUGCCUGUGCUGCACAAAGCCAGGACUGUCUGCAAAGGAGGAGUGCCGUCUGUCCUGUUGAGCUCCUCCUGGUGUGUGUGUGUGUCGGGUGUGUGUGUACACCAUGGCGAGCCUCCUACGUGUCGUGGCGGCCAGCUGCUCGGCCCCUGUGUUCAGCGGGGUUUCCUGCAUGAAGCUGCAGAACAGCCAUGCUAUCAAAACACCCUGCAUUCGCUUUUUCAGGACCCAUCAAGCUCUCAGAAGAUGUGCAAGUCCAGCCUCUCCAGGAAUUCCAUACAAACAGCUCACAGUCGGUGUCCCGAAAGAAAUUUUCCAGAAUGAAAAGCGUGUGGCGCUGUCUCCCGCUGGCGUCCAGGCGCUCAUCAAACAGGGCUUCAACGUCGUCGUGGAGUCUGGAGCCGGAGAGGCUUCCAAGUUCCCAGAUGAACAGUAUGUCCAGGCCGGAGCGACAAUUAAAGACGUCAAAGAUGUCUUGACAUCUGAUGUGUUGGUUAAGGUCCGUGCUCCCGUUUUCAACCCUGCUUUGGGCGUCCAUGAGGUGGAGUUGAUGAAGGAUGCAGCCACUUUAUUCAGCUUCAUCUACCCGGCUCAGAACCCUGAGCUGAUGGAUAUGCUAUCCCAGAAGAAAGCCACUGUCGUUGCUAUGGACCAGGUUCCCAGAGUCACCAUCGCCCAGGGUUACGAUGCCCUGAGCUCUAUGGCAAACAUUGCAGGGUACAAGGCCGUUGUGCUCGCAGCUAACAGCUUUGGUCGUUUUUUCACCGGACAAAUCACAGCAGCUGGGAAAGUGCCACCUGCAAAGGUGCUGAUUAUUGGAGGAGGUGUGGCUGGGCUGGCAGCAGCAGGUAGUGCCAGGUCCAUGGGAGCUAUUGUCAGAGGAUUUGACACCAGAGCUGAUGCUUUGGAGCAGUUUAAAUCUUUGGGCGCAGAGCCACUGGAGGUGGACAUGAAGGAGUCAGGAGAGGGCCAGGGAGGCUACGCCAAGGUAAUGUCAAAGGAGUUCAUAGAAGAAGAGAUGAAGCUGUUUGCCAGACAGUGUCAGGAGGUGGACAUUGUCAUCAGCACUGCUCUUAUCCCAGGUAGACGAGCGCCCAUCCUGAUCACCAAACCAAUGAUUGAGAGCAUGAAAGAUGGGUCAGUGGUGGUGGACCUGGCAGCUGAGGCCGGAGGAAAUAUUGAGACCACCGAACCCGGAGAGUUGUCAGUAUACAAGGGAGUGACCCAUAUUGGCUACACAGACCUGCCCAGCCGUUUGCCCACACAGUCCAGCACUCUGUACUCCAACAACAUCACUAAGUUGUUGCGGGCUGUCAGCCCCGGCACGGAGAACUUCUACCUGGAUGUAAAGGACGCGUUUGACUAUGGAACAAUGGAUCAUGUUGUCAGAGGAUCUGUGGUCAUGCAGGAUGGAAAGAACCUGUUCCCCGCUCCUCAGCCUAACAACUUGCCUACCGCCGCUCCUCCUAAAACCAAGUCUGUCAAAGAACUGGCGGCAGAGAAGGCUUCACAUGUCUCCCCCUUCCAGGCUAGACUCACCACUACUAGCAUGUACACUGGAGGUUUCGCCACCCUGUUGGGUCUGGGUCUGGUAGCUCCUAAUGCCGCCUUCACCCAGAUAGUCACCACCUUUGGCCUGGCAGGCAUCGUGGGAUACCACACUGUGUGGGGCGUCACUCCUGCUCUGCACUCUCCACUCAUGUCUGUCACCAACGCCAUCUCAGGUCUGACGGCUGUGGGUGGUCUGUCCCUGAUGGGAGGCGGCUACACCCCGACAACUACCGCUGAGACACUGGCUGUGCUCGCCGCCUUCAUCUCCUCAGUCAACAUCGCUGGUGGUUUCCUGGUGACUAAGAAGAUGUUGGACAUGUUCAAGCGUCCCACUGAUCCUCCAGAGUACAACUACCUCUAUCUGCUUCCUACCGGCGUCUUCAUCGGAGGAUACGGUGCUGCUCUGCAGUCUGGAUACAACAUUGAACAGAUGAUGUACUUGGGUUCAGGCUUGUGCUGUGUCGGCGCCCUUGCUGGCCUUUCCAACCAGUCCACAGCCCGUCUGGGUAAUGCUUUGGGUAUGAUUGGAGUUGCUGGGGGGAUCGCUGCCACUCUGGGUGCCCUCAAACCAAGUCCUGAGCUCCUGGCACAGAUGAGUGCAGCCAUGGCUGUAGGCGGCACUGCCGGCCUGACCAUCGCUAAGAGGAUCCAGAUCACCGACUUGCCCCAGCUGGUAGCUGCCUUCCACAGCUUGGUGGGGCUGGCCGCAGUGCUCACCUGUGUGGCUGAAUACAUGAUUGAGUACCCUCACUUCGCCACAGACCCCGCUGCCAACCUCACCAAGAUAGUGGCGUACCUCGGCACCUACAUCGGUGGAAUCACUUUCAGCGGCUCUUUGGUGGCAUAUGGCAAACUGCAGGGUGUUCUGAGCAGUGCUCCCUUGGCGCUCCCUGGUCGUCACGCUCUGAACGCCAGUCUUAUGGCCGCGAGUGUUGGUGCGAUGAUUCCCUACAUGUUGGACCCCAGUUACACCACAGGCAUCACCUGUCUGGGGUCUGUCUCUGCUCUCUCUGCUGUCAUGGGUGUAACCUUGACAGCAGCUAUUGGAGGUGCUGACAUGCCAGUGGUCAUCACCGUACUGAACAGCUACUCGGGCUGGGCCCUGUGUGCUGAGGGCUUCCUGCUCAACAACAACCUGCUGACCAUCGUUGGGGCUCUCAUCGGGUCAUCUGGAGCCAUUCUGUCAUACAUUAUGUGUGUGGCCAUGAAUCGUUCUCUGGCUAAUGUGAUCCUGGGAGGCUAUGGCACGUCUUCCACCGGUACAGGAAAGCCCAUGGAGAUCGUUGGGACCCACACUGAGGUCAACGUGGAUCAGACCGUCGACAUGAUUAAAGACGCGCAUAAUGUUAUCAUCGUUCCAGGUUAUGGACUCUGUGCUGCGAAGGCGCAGUACCCCAUCGCCGAGCUGGUGAAAAUGCUGCAUGAUGCUGGCAAGAAAGUCAGGUUUGGUAUUCACCCUGUCGCUGGCCGUAUGCCUGGUCAGCUCAACGUGCUGUUGGCUGAAGCCGGUGUCCCAUAUGAUAUUGUUCUGGAAAUGGAAGAGAUUAAUGAUGACUUCGCUGAGACGGACCUGGUUCUGGUGAUUGGUGCCAAUGACACAGUGAACUCCGCAGCCCAGGAAGAUCCCAACUCUAUCAUUGCUGGUAUGCCCGUGCUGGAGGUCUGGAAGUCUAAACAGGUGGUCGUGAUGAAACGUUCCUUGGGUGUGGGAUACGCAGCUGUCGACAACCCCAUAUUCUACAAGCCCAACACCGCCAUGUUGCUAGGUGACGCCAAGAAGACCUGUGAUGCCCUGCAAGCCAAGGUCCGCGAAAGCCAGAGCCAGUAAGACGGUUAACCCCCCUCCUCCAAAAAAGGAAACUCCACUUUGAGCACACAUAGAGCGAAGAAGGUAGAAGACAAAGAUUAAGUAAAAAGAUUUUUGGCAAACCCUUCCUAUAAUCUAUAAAUAAAAGAAAUGACAGCAUUUAUUAUAAACAAUAUAUUUGUGCAGUAGAAGCCAAGCAAUGCUGAUACUGAUUUCUGGUUAGUGCUCCCACUGUUAUAAUGUACGUGAAUACAGGUUUUCUUUCUCUUUCUUCUUUUAUUCCUAGAUAUUAAAGGAAGGGUGCGUCAACUAUGUCUAAGUGCUCUGUAUAUUCUGACUACGUCAUCGUAAUUUUGGACACCUAUAUAAUGUAAAACGACAAUCUGAAAUGUAGAUGCUUUAAGAUGUUAGAUAUGUAAGAUUUGAGAUAUUUUUAAGAAAAAGUAAAUUUAUAGAUGAUUUAGAAUGAAUAUUUAACAAAAAGCACAGAAAUGAAGGGGAACCGCCAGAAAAAAAAAAAAGGUAUGAGAGACCUAACUACUAAGGGUUUUUUUUCCACACUGUAAAAAGUUUUCUUCCCCAUAUCCCAGUUCUCUUUUCUUAAAAUAAGUUGAUCUGUGUGCCCUUUGAUAGAUCUCAAAUGCUUUUGUCGCACAUGGUGUGUUUUCCUCUCAAUGCCUUAUUUUUUAUGUACGAGUCAAAAGAAAAAAAGCAAAAUGGUGCAACAUUUUUUGUAAGGUUCUUUCAGUUCAAGCUUUAUACUGUAUUGAGAGAUUUUUGUAUGCGGUCUGAUAAUUAUCAUAAACCUAGAACAAUGCCUGUGAUCACGUUUUAGAAGCCUUAACCAGUAUUUGAAAUCUACUCAUGCUCUUUGCUUUUUUUCUUUUCACUUGAGUGUGUCUUGUGACUUUCACCCAAGCCUCUAGUGCAGCAAUCGCACUCGGAUCCAAAAACAGUUAAAAUUCCAUUCCAACCUCUUCUAUCAAGCAUUUAAUGCAAUACACCAAAUGGACGUGACCUUUUGAGUGCGAGCUUGUCAUGCAAGUAAAGGUUAUACCACUCCUACAAACAAACACUCUUGUAGCUCUGAUAGCUUAGUGGAUUUUAUGGUGUUUUUGGGGCCAGGUGUGUCCCAUCACCGUGUGUGGUUCAGAUAUUACAGUACAUGUGGUGUUUGCCUUCGGCCUCUACGGUAAAAGAGUUUAUUUUGUAAGUGAAUGUGGCUCGAUUUGCCUUCAUCCACUCCAAUAUUUGUGUCCUCAUUAUUGCUCUACAGGGAAAUGAAGGAUUACAGUUUCUAAAGGGAGGCCAGAUGUUAACCUGACUUGUUAUGUAAAGUCGAAAGUAACAAUGCAGUUAUUUUAAUGUGAGUUGUUGCCACAUUUCAGAGCACAUUGAUUGUAAAACCUUAAGUUAGCAUUUAUGAAUUCUAAUAGUCCUUUCCUUUGUUAAAGCCCAACAUUUGCCAUAACUGUAAACUUGUGCCAAAAUUUCCCUUUUUUAUGCUCAAUCUGGGUUAGAUUGCACAAAUGUAUAUGUUUUGUUCUUGAAAGAUCAAGUUCCCGCCUUACCCCAGCAAAGUUCCCACUCUACACCUGACUUUACGCAGGUGAGCCAACCAAACUAAAAACACCAGGAACUUAGUGCAUUGAGUUUUAAUUUUGGGUUAUGAUAUUUUAAUGGUCAUAAUACAGUAGGUGAAUUUGUGAGUAAGAUAUUUUCCUAGUACAUGGUUUAAGGAACAAUGACACAGUUUUCUUCACUCUAAUUCAGUCUUUUUAAAAAUGUACUGUAUGUAGUCAGGAUGCAGAUUUGAGAAGUAGACCUGCUCAUCUGCCCUAUAGUUUUCAUCCUGGGACCUGAUAAGUUGACCAUGACAACUGUCCUACCUCUCCAUAAAAUGACCAAUAGCUUUCCAUGUCAUCUGACCAAUCACGCUUGUCUGCCUCUUCCACAGGACCAGUCAUUUUCAUCCUUAAUUCAGCCAUUCAG
Molecule: messenger RNA, 5376 nt
Organism: Scomber scombrus (Atlantic mackerel)
Lineage: Eukaryota; Metazoa; Chordata; Actinopteri; Scombriformes; Scombridae
Gene: nnt
Product: nicotinamide nucleotide transhydrogenase
Exons: 22
Coding region: 133-3405 (1090 amino acids)
Biological process (GO): NADPH regeneration; proton transmembrane transport
Cellular component (GO): mitochondrial inner membrane
Molecular function (GO): NAD binding; NADP binding
Source: RefSeq, a predicted model, not a curated record